Helobdella robusta is the source of this 1720-nucleotide messenger RNA. RefSeq lists its product as hypothetical. Gene Ontology annotation, cellular component: membrane. Gene Ontology annotation, biological process: stabilization of membrane potential; potassium ion transmembrane transport. The record is from RefSeq and is a predicted model, not a curated record. The coding region runs from base 1 to 1107 and encodes 368 amino acids. Gene Ontology annotation, molecular function: potassium ion leak channel activity. The transcript is spliced from 4 exons. NCBI's taxonomy places the organism in Eukaryota, Metazoa, Annelida, Clitellata, Rhynchobdellida, Glossiphoniidae.
AUGCCAGAGUACACCCACCAUUCCCACCGACCAUCGUCACCAACGGGCCAACCGCCUCUCAGAAACGGACAGAAAAUUAAAAACUGCUGCAAAAAUUUGGGGUCAUUUUUGUUCUCCCAAGUCGGGCUAGCCACGAUGGUCAUCCUGUAUUCUGUUAUGGGGGGUAUAUUAUUUAAGGCCAUAGAGGGCCCAUCUGAGAAGAAGGUGAAGGAGAUCAUGAGGUUUAAAUGGGAUGAUACAGCCGGAGAGAUAAUGAAUUUGGCCAUCCAUCUCAACAUACCCACCAUGAACCAUACUCAGUUCGCCGAUAUCAUCAAAAAUGUCUUGUAUAGGUACCAGGAAGUGAUAGUUAUGGCGGUGAAGAACGAAGGGUUCAAUGGAAAGUUCGGAUCGGACGAAUCCUCAAUACAAUGGUCUUUUGCUGGCUCACUCCUCUAUGCAGUGACUGUCAUCACUACCAUUGGCUACGGUCACGUGGUACCAAAGACGCCAGUUGGACGGUUAGUGACCAUUUUAUACGCUCUCCUAGGCAUUCCUCUCACCUUCCUCUAUCUCUCCAACGUCGGAAACUUCGCCGCCAAAUGUUUCCGACUCUUCUAUAAGAAGUUCUGCUGUGGCCUGUGCAUUUACGUUCGCCUGCUACGCCACAAGAGACGCAUGUUGAACGUUCGAAGGCAGGCAGAGGCUCAGAUGAAGAGCCAGGAGGCCUUUGAUAGCAUUGUCGAAUCGACUUUCAUAUCAGCGAAACGAGGUGGGGCCAGUGAAGACGAUCUGGAGUACGUAAAAAUGACAGUGCCCAUUUCAAUCUGCCUCAUCAUCAUCACCCUCUACAUCUACCUUGGCGCGCAACUCUUUUCAUAUUGGGAAAAAUGGGACUUGAUAACGAGCUCGUACUUCUGCUUCAUCACGCUUAGUACGAUCGGUUUUGGAGAUUUGGUACCUGGAAUUGACAGCAGCCAAGAGAAGGCCCACCAGAAGCUGAUGUUGUGUUCGUUGUGGCUGGUUGUUGGAUUGUCCUUACUGGCGAUGUGUUUCAAUUUGAUGCAGGAAGAGGUCAAGGAGAAUUUUAGGUGGAUUGGCAUGAAGCUUGGUGUCUUGAAGCAGUAAAGAAAAAUAAAUUUCUAAAAAACUAAUAGCGCAAUGUUUCUAAGAAGGAAACACGUUUGAAGGUCUUGCGUUGAAAUAAAGAUACCUUUCGUUGAAAGCGUUGUAAUGACGUGAAAUACAUGUUAAUAAUAAAAUCAAUCAACCUCAUCGUCUUUCACACGAACGUGCUAGGUUAACAAAUACAUCGAAACGUACACACAGACACGUAGACGGACUUCAUCAUUCAGACAAAACAAAUCUUGUCGAUCUUACUCGUAUCAUUCAAGUCAUCAUUUCAUCGCGUUAUCAUUUCAAAAUGACGUCAUCUUCAUUAAAUAACAAUUUCUCAAAAAAAAAAAUUUCAUAUCGUCUUCAAGAUAAAUAAUUUUAGGUUUAAAUUCAAUUUCAUUAUUUUAAUUCGAUUUAUUUAAUGAAAUAUAUUUUUAAUUAUAAAAAAUUAAUUUGAAACAAAGUUAUUUUUACAAUACCAGUGCCUUCUGUCAUAAAUAUGCCUUACUAGGAAUAAUUUUUGAAAAGUUUUUUGAUGUCCUAAUAUUUUUUUCAAGUAUUAAUCAAUCAGUCGUCUAUUUAGCCAUUCAUUCGUUCAUUCAUUUCUUCAUUCAUCUAUUUUUUC